GGGAUGAGAAGUUCAUGAUUCUAAUGACACAUUCAAUCAAGAAUCACAUUAAAAUCAUGAAAAUAUGGCGUUCCAUUCUCCCCCUUCUCUAUAGUUCAAUUCUACAUUUAGUUGUUUGAUUCGGUUAGCUAGUCGUGUUUGAUGUGGGAUGGUAAUGCUUAGCAACUUCCUCUAGUCGGCUCCUGUUGAUUCAGUUGCGACGGUGCUAUCGUUCCAUCAUGUAGAAAUGCUGUCGAUUCGCAACGUUGAUUCAGUUGCGACGGUGCUAUCGCUCCAUCAUGUAGAAAUGAUGUCGUUGCUUUCCCGACUCGAGACUCAAUUGAUAUUUUCUGUCUCGAUUGAUAUUUCUUGAUAGAUCGGUUCUCCCAGAAGUUUGCCUUCAACCCAAUAACAAACGUAUUCCAAACUUUUCUGAUUUCUUUUCUUCUCAGCUAAGCCAACCGUUUAAACGUAUGCGGCCAACAAACACGGCAAAGAGACAACAACGGUCGGGCCCACUUCUAGUUUCCUUCCAAUAGCAUCUCUGCUGCGCUGACAAAAAAAAGGCGGAAUUUUUAGAGAGAGAGAGGAAUCGUGGUUGAUCGCCUCGUGUUGAGAGUUCAGAUCGGUCACCGGUCGAUUGAAUUGUGUGUCGCGUCGAGUUUUUGAUUCAUGGACGAGGUGAUUACUGCGGCCGAUGGGCAAACGACGUCUUCGUCGCCGCCGUCUUCUCCAGCUGCCCUCCUCCCUCCAAGCCUCCCUCUCCUAUCUGCAUUCCUCGCCUUCGCUCUCGCCCAAUUCCUCAAGCUCUUCACCACCUGGUAUAAAGAAAAUAGAUGGGACUCUAAAAGGUUGAUUAGUUCUGGUGGAAUGCCGUCGUCUCAUUCUGCCACUGUGACAGCUUUGGCAUUUGCUAUAGGUCUCGAAGAAGGAAUAGGAGGAUCACCUUUUGCCAUUUCCCUUGUCUUGGCAUGUGUUGUUAUGUAUGAUGCCACUGGGGUCAGACUUCAUGCUGGUCGACAGGCCGAAUUGUUGAACCAAAUUGUAUGUGAAUUCCCCCCAGAACACCCUUUAUCCAAUUCAAGACCUCUGCGUGAUUCCCUUGGACAUACUCCUCUUCAGGUUCUUGCUGGAGCAAUAUUGGGAUGCGUUGUAGCAUUUCUGAUGAAGAACUCCUUAGUGGGUAGACAGCAGCAUCAAUGAGACUGAUUCAUUUAUUUCGUCACCGCGGAUAUUGGCCGGGAAGAUUAGGUAGCAAUGUUUAAACAGGACUACAGUAAUAUUAGCCAGAGUCUUGUUCUUACUUACCACAUAUGUGGACAAUUAAAGGAUCAUAACUUCAGUACAUACACGUUUCGUUCUCUCUAGAAUCUGCUUGUGAUGAAAAGAUUUAUGUGGUCAAUUAUCUAUGCUUGAAGCAUUUGUCAUAUAUACUUGUUUUUCUAUUCUGAGGAAUAAACAAGAUACCACCUUUCUUUCCGAUGGAGUCGUUCGAGUA
Molecule: messenger RNA, 1477 nt
Organism: Rhododendron vialii
Lineage: Eukaryota; Viridiplantae; Streptophyta; Magnoliopsida; Ericales; Ericaceae
Exons: 5
Coding region: 652-1182 (176 amino acids)
Source: RefSeq, a predicted model, not a curated record